AGCAGAAAAACGCAGAAGAGAGAGAGAGUGAGGGAGGGGGAGAGAGAAAGAGAGUUUUUGCAAUUCGUGAACCCUAAUUUUGAACAGAUCGGCGAUGGCUUCCUCUAAGGAUCGCGAGAACUUUGUCUACAUCGCCAAACUCGCCGAGCAGGCGGAGAGAUACGAAGAGAUGGUGGAUUCAAUGAAGAACGUUGCAAAUCUAGAUGUUGAACUGACAGUUGAAGAGCGAAAUCUGCUUUCUGUUGGUUAUAAGAAUGUGAUUGGUGCUCGCAGGGCUUCGUGGAGGAUCUUGUCUUCCAUAGAGCAAAAGGAAGAAACAAAAGGAAAUGAGGUAAAUGCGAAAAGGAUUAAGGAGUAUAGGCUUAAGGUUGAAGCAGAGCUUUCAGACAUCUGUAAUGAUGUUAUGAGAGUGAUCGAUGAACACCUUAUACCUUCAGCUACAGCUGGUGAAUCAACUGUGUUUUAUUAUAAGAUGAAAGGAGAUUAUUAUCGUUAUCUUGCAGAAUUCAAGGCAGGCAAUGAGAAGAAGGAGGCUUCUGAUCAGUCAAUGAAGGCAUAUGAGUCUGCUACUACUGCAGCAGAGGCUGAAUUACCCCCAACACAUCCCAUCCGAUUGGGUCUGGCUUUAAAUUUCUCGGUUUUCUAUUAUGAGAUCUUGAAUUCCCCAGAAAGAGCAUGUCAUCUUGCAAAGCAAGCUUUUGAUGAAGCUAUUUCAGAGCUUGACACCUUGAAUGAGGAGUCAUACAAAGAUAGCACCUUGAUCAUGCAACUUCUCAGGGACAACCUGACCUUAUGGACUUCUGACAUCCCAGAAGAUGGAGAAGAUGCCCAGAAAGCAAAUGGCACUGCCAAGCUUGGUGGAGUCGAGGAUGCUGAGUGAGGCUGAUGGCUGGUGGCAACUUCCGUAGGAUUUGAUGCAUGUGUUUGGGAAUGAUGCGUGAGGGCUGAUUACUUGUCUGUGUAUUAGCUAGAGAUAGGGUUCCAUUGUUUCCUCUUUCUCCUUGUUUCCUGUUGAUUGGCCAUACUUCCCAAUAGGGGGAAAAGAAACUCCAUUUGUGCUAUAAUAUGUGUGUGGUGUCUGGAAAGGGCCUAUUUCAUUCCUAAGCUUUUCCUCCUGUCUGUGGGGGAUUGAUUGAUGAGGAUUGCUUAUGGUGUAUUUCCUGUUCCAAUGAAAUGCUGCAACUUUGUGGAGAUGCUGCAAUAGUGAAAGAUUGUUUCUUCGAUAAUCA
Messenger RNA from Gastrolobium bilobum, 1229 nucleotides. Its product is annotated as 14-3-3-like protein D. Gene Ontology annotation, cellular component: cytoplasm. Bases 95 to 880 code for a protein of 261 amino acids. NCBI's taxonomy places the organism in Eukaryota, Viridiplantae, Streptophyta, Magnoliopsida, Fabales, Fabaceae. The transcript has 7 exons. The record is from RefSeq and is a predicted model, not a curated record. Gene Ontology annotation, biological process: signal transduction.